Molecule: messenger RNA, 2083 nt
Organism: Hydra vulgaris (swiftwater hydra)
Lineage: Eukaryota; Metazoa; Cnidaria; Hydrozoa; Anthoathecata; Hydridae
Product: putative sodium-coupled neutral amino acid transporter 11
Biological process (GO): amino acid transmembrane transport
Molecular function (GO): L-amino acid transmembrane transporter activity
Source: RefSeq, a predicted model, not a curated record
UUAGUAAGAGUUAAUACAAUUAUAAUUGAUUCAAUUCUUUUAAUUAAUAUGAAGAUGAAAAUUUAGCUCAUUAAAAUUUAAUAAGGUAAAAUAUAUUUGAAAAAAUUGUUCAUCGAAGCGUUAUCGCUUUUGUCACUCAUGUGAGGCAUUUUAAACAAGGAAACCAAAAUGGCGCUUGUUAACCCGGAAACAAAAAUGGCACUUGUUAACGCGGAAAAAACGAUCGAAAACACACAAAAUCCUUCAAGUCAAAUAAAUAACGAAAGCAAAGAACUGCUACAGGAAUUAAAGAACAGAACAAAAGCAUUAAUGAUUAACUCAAAAAACAAAAUAAAAGCAUCGCUGGGACGUAAUAUUCACCUCGUAAAAGAAAAGAUAGAAAAACUAAAACAAAAGAAUACCAAACCCAAUGAGGCAAGUUCUCCUAAGGUUUUUAUUACCUCUUCGUCUCUUGAUUUUACGAGAUAUAAAAACGAUGAUUCAAAGCCACAAGCUUUUCCAAUGAUAGGAGCAUGCAUUGUAUUGUUACCCUAUGCACUUAGCGGAACAGGUGUUUUUUUAGGUGUUAUUUUAAUUUUAUCAAUUCUAAUAAUGGCAUCAUUUUCUGAAUUACUCCUUAUUCAAUGCAGUUUGCUUGCAGAUGAAAUAUGCUUACCUAAAAUUGGUCGAAAUAUACAGGGAACAUGCGGUUGCAUUACACUUUUUUUAAUUUCCUUAUUUUACUCAAUGAGUGUUAUUCUCGUAUAUAAUGUCAUAAUUGGGGAUAUACUGACUAAAAUCUUACUAAAAGUUAUGCAAGAAAAUAAUAUUGGCAUAAUAAGCGCAAAGAAUGUAACAAUUCUAGUUAUGGUUUUGAUUGUCGCACCUUUAUCACUAGUGUGCAAUAUUAAGCGUAUUACAAAACUUUCUCUUGUCUCCAUAGCCACAUCAACUUGUCUAAUCAUACUUCUGUCAAUAAAACUUUUUACAACAAAGGAUCACAUUUUGCAAACAAUUUCUUUUAAUUCAAUGCAAAAUAUAAAUGUACUUCAAUCGAUUGCUAUUAUCACAUACGUAAUACUAUGUCAACAUUCUGUUCGCUUAAAUUAUGUCACAAUAAGCAAGGAAAAAAAAACAUGCAGUAACCAACCAGCAAAUAUGGCGUAUUCUUAUAGUUUAUUAUGCACUUUAGUUGGUACUAUAUGCGGCUAUCUUACUUUUACGAAAACUACUCAACCCAACGUGCUACUAAACUUGUGCGACGAAGACGUAUUUGCUACAAUUACAUACACUUGUUUUGGUUGUGGUGUGUUAUGCUUAUAUCCACUUGAGUGUCAAAAUAUUAGAUACUUAAUUCAACAAGCAGUCGUAGUGAGCAAAAAAUUCCGAAACUUUUUUAAUUUAACAAUUACGUUUGCAGUAUUGCUUCCAACGCUUAUCUUGGCGCAAUUUGUUGACUGUGUUUCAAGCGUAGUAGAACUUUCAGGGUUUUUUCUUGCCGUACCACUUAUUUUUAUUUUACCAACUGUUCUUUUUAUUAGACUUUCCUCUGCUCCCCUAUGGUCAACUAAGAAGCUGCCAUGUUUACUGAGUAUUGCUAUAGGAAUAACAAUAACAAUAACAGGAUCAGGUGUCGAAAUUAUGCAAGUAAGAAAGUGUAUUCGCGAAUCCAAAAUGUUUCCUUAUUGCAAUGGAAGUACGGAACUACUUGGGCCACUUAUAACUCUUUCAGCAUUAAAUGGAACAAUCGAAACUCAGAUCAACAACACUUUAUUUAUGGAAGCAAAUUUGUAGCUAAUAUCCUUUUUUAAUACAUUAAUCACAUGUUCACAAAAUUCUGAAAACCUAAAUUUGACGACCUGUUUUAAAUUAUCGCGUUCAGUAACAAUGACAGCAACGAAAAAAUACUGUUCAGCAAAACAAUUUAUCACGGGUAAUGUGGCGGUAUAAAUAAUUCUACAACUCAAGUUUACAAACAGUUUCGCUCACAAGGUCUAGUUGCUCUGCUAGUUCAGAAGGGUCAAGAAGAGGGUUCUAAAUGAUAAAAGUAUCUGUAUAUAAGUAAAAAUAAUUACAACAUAUUUUAUAUAUUAAUUUUAUUUUA